CCGUUCCUGCGCAGCACAUGACUGAUAAAAACAGUAGUGGCGUGAGAAGCAGAAAGAGAGGCUUUCUGAGCUAAUUUAGUCAUUUUCACGCUACCGCUACUGCAUAGAGGCCUCAUAGUGCAGCCGUGUGUAACUUUAACCUUCCUCUAAACAUGGCCUCGCCUCGGCUGCGUGUCCGCUCAGUCGCGUUAACGCGUUUGGCUCUAAUGUGCGUCAGUUUGCUGAGUAACUCGGCCGCCGCUGUGGGGAACAUGAAUCUGAACCUGUACCGCAGACCCAACAUCGUUCUGAUCCUCACCGACGAUCUGGACUCCUCCAUGGGCGGCAUGAUCCCCUUAAACAAAACGAGAGCGCUCAUCGGAGAUGCUGGGAUCACCUUCACCAACACGUUUGUUGCCAGUCCCCUGUGCUGCCCCAGCAGAGCCAGCAUACUGACGGGCAAAUAUCCACACAAUCACCAUGUGAUCAAUAACACACUGGAGGGAAACUGCAGCAGUCAGGCUUGGCAGAAAACCCAGGAGCCGAUCACCUUCCCAGCCCUGCUCCAGAAAUAUGGCUACUACCAGACGUUUUUCGCUGGGAAGUAUCUGAAUGAGUACGGUAACAAACAGGCUGGUGGAGUGGAGCAUGUUCCUCCAGGCUGGGACUACUGGUUUGCACUGGAGAGAAACUCAAAAUACUACAACUACACAUUAUCUGUGAAUGGCAAAGCAGAGAGGCAUGGACAGAACUAUAGUGAGGACUACCUUACUGAUGUUCUGGCCAACAUCUCGAUAGACUUCCUUCAGUACAAGUCUAACUACAGGCCAUUCUUCAUGAUGGUGUCUACACCUGCCCCUCACUCACCAUGGACAGCUGCCCCUCAGUACGAGGGACAGUUUUCCAGUCUCAAAGCCCCGAGAGAUCCCAACUUUAACAUCCAUGGCAAGGACAAACACUGGCUAAUUCGACAAGCCAAAACUCCAAUGACUAACUCUUCUGUGGAGUUCCUAGACAAUGCUUACAGAAAAAGGUGGCGCACUCUCCUGUCCGUAGAUGACCUAGUGGAGAAGGUGGUGAAGAAACUGGAGGUUCGAGGAGAGCUGGAGAACACGUAUAUCAUUUUCACUUCCGACAAUGGCUACCAUACAGGUCAGUUCUCUCUCCCCAUGGACAAGCGGCAGCUUUAUGAGUUUGAUAUCAGGGUUCCUCUGCUGGUACGAGGGCCCAAUAUAAAGCCCAACCAAACCAGCCCGUUACUCGUGGCUAAUAUAGAUUUGGGUCCAACUGUCCUGGAUAUGGCAGGAUACGACAUCAAUAAGACCCAGAUGGAUGGGAUGUCUUUUCUGCCAGUUAUGACCGGGAAGGCAAACGGCAGCAUGUGGAGGACUGAUUUUCUGGUGGAGUAUGAGGGAGAAGGACACAAUGUUUCAGACCCAGCCUGCCCCAUCCUGGGUCCAGGAGUUUCUGAGUGUUUCCCUGAUUGUGUAUGUGAGGACUCUUAUAACAACACUUACGCCUGUGUUCGUACACUGUCCCAGACUGCCAACCUGCAGUACUGUGAGUUUGAUGAUAAUGAGGUGUUUGUGGAGGUCUAUAACCUGACAGGAGACCCCUUCCAGCUCACUAACAUCGCAAAAACCAUUGACCAGGAGGUCCUGGAGAGGAUGAACCAUCGUCUGAUGAUGUUACAAUCAUGCUCAGGACAGUCCUGCAGAACCCCUGGGGUCUACGACUCACGGUUUAAGUUUGACCCUCGUCUAAUGUUCAGCCAAAAUCCACACAUAAGCAGGCUGCGGCAGACUCUAAAGUAAGGAAAGAGGCCCCUACAAAAGCCUGACCUGCUGUUGCCUUUGUGUCUUGAUCAUUCCCUCAAGGACAUGCUGGCCUUUCCACAAUCUCUGUAAAGGAAGAGGUCAUGAGGGGUCACUAGAGCAGGGGGAGCAGAGUGCUGCAUCACUUUAUUCACCUUGUGAGAGGGUUGUCCUUUUCAGCAUGGCAACUCUCUGCCAGCUGCCAUUUUUGUGUCAGCAUGACUUCUCUCUGUCUCAUUUGUUUUGUUUCCCCUUUUAUUAAUAUGCAUUAUGCAUUUUGCAUUUUGAGAUUAACAAUCUAACCUGUAUUUAGGCCAUUGAAGGGUGGGGGUAGCCAGGAUGAGAGGUUGAGACUGUUUUAAAUUGAUUAGUGUGGGUUUUUUUUGGUCUGUCUUAAACACAAAAGAUCACCUGACAUUUGAGUUUUCUUGGAUCAUCUAAGCAGCUUUAUAUCAAUUUACAGUCCAUACUUGUUCUGCUUUUUGAUUCUAUUGCAAUAUUCUGUUCAUGAAACAAAUAUUUUUAACAAAGAAAAUAUCAUUUAUAUACACUUAUUCACCCAAGUAUUUGUAGGCCUUAAAUUUGUACCAUUCCAGAUAAAUAUGAUGCUGUAUGAAGGAGCGGUUUGCUAAAGGUGGUCAAAGCCAAAGGUUGAAUCACUGAAUGUUUUUACUCUGUUAUUUUUGAUGAUUACUGGCUAGAUCCUCUUAAAAAUAAAGGUGCCUGAAAUGGUUCUUUGGAGCCAUUUUAGAGAACAACCACUUUUUCCUAACAAACCUUUUUAGUGGAUUUUUUUUUUUUUCCAAGAGUCAUUUUUGUAAAUGAGUUAAUAUCUUUACAUUUUAGGACCUCCAUAUAAUCUCAAUGUAAUGUAGGUUUUACCUGGAACCAUACUUUCAAAUUAAGAACCAUACAGGAAACUUUAUUUUUAAGAGCACAGAUGGAGGUACACUAUGUACAAACGUAUUGGGACACUUAUUAUAUGGGUAGAGGGGAUUGGAGGUGAAGCAUUCCACCACUGAAGCAGUGGAAACAUAUUCUGUGGGGUAAUGAAUUGCACGACUCCAUCUUGCAGUCUGAUUGAGUGUGGGUUUGAUGAAUGCCAUAAAAAUGUUACCUGCUUGACUGCGUUGUGCCAACUGUAGUUUGGUGGAGGAGGGAUAAUGCUGUGGGGCUGUUUUUCAGGGUUUGGCAUGCUUCCAACUUUGUGGGAACAGUUUGGGGAAGACCCUUUUCUGUUCCAACAUGACUACUGUAGUGCACAAAGCAAGGUUCAUGGUUAGGUGAGUUUGUUGUGGACGAUAUUGACUGACCCACACAGAGCCCUGACCUCAACCCCUUUGAACACCUUUGGAAGUAACUAGAAUGGAGAUUGUGAGCCAGGCCCUGUCACCUAUCAGUAUCUGACCUCACAAAUGCUGUUCUAGAUGAAUGGGCAAAAGUUCCCACAGACACACUCCAAAAUCUUAUAGAAAGUUUCUCAGAAGAGUGGAAGCUGUUAUAGCUGCAAAAGGAGGAUGAACUCCAUAUUCUUGCCAUACGCAAGAUUUAGAAAUGGGAGGUCAUAAAAGCUCCUGUAAGUGUCCCAGUUCUUUUGCCCAUAUAGUGUAAUUCUCAGCUAUAUUACUAUUCUUUAUGGUAGUAGUUAGUAGCCAGACAAAACAUUUUUGAGUUGAUACACUACAGUCUCAAGAACAUAUUCAUGCAGGCUUGCCUUCUUUUACCUUUAAACCGGAGGUCUGUAGAUUUAACAGCUGCUGCUCUGCAGGGAAAUCCACGACAAGAUUCAUCAACUGUAAGGAUAACACACCCUUUAGUUGAGUUGUGAAUGACUCGAAUGUGAAAAAUCACAGUAAAGCACUAGGCCAUAAAACAAGCUAAUAUAUUUCAGUUUUGUCUACCUACUUGUGAAACAAUGUGACUGAGACCUUAUUACAAAAGAUAUUUUACUAUGAGGGAAGCGUAGGGGAUGUGAAGCUGUGUUGCUUUGCUUACUAAAGCUGGUAGCAACAGUAGCCUCACUAAAUGAGGGAACUUUUCCACUUUGAAUUACCACAUUUAGGAAACUGUUGAAGUCGUGGUUGAUACAUGUCACAGCAUCAUCCUACACUGAUUUCAAACAUCGACAUUAUUACUGUUUCUGUUGCCUUUAGUUUGUGUAAAAGCAGUAGGAAUAAUUUACAUUAAAACUGUCUAUACAUAAUAACCAACAGAUAUUAGUCUGCGAUAUUUCACUGAGGCACUUUCCAAUCUGUGAUGAAAAUAUUAAGUGUUUUGUUUUGCACAUAAUUCUAGCAUUUCUUUGUGGGUGUGAGUAUUUUUCCUGUUGUUUAUGUAUACGUUUCUGGCUUGUAAGUUUGAUCAAUAAAAGCAAUGUGAACUCA
Molecule: messenger RNA, 4177 nt
Organism: Pygocentrus nattereri (red-bellied piranha)
Lineage: Eukaryota; Metazoa; Chordata; Actinopteri; Characiformes; Serrasalmidae
Gene: gnsa
Product: glucosamine (N-acetyl)-6-sulfatase a
Exons: 14
Coding region: 153-1793 (546 amino acids)
Biological process (GO): glycosaminoglycan metabolic process
Molecular function (GO): glycosaminoglycan binding; N-acetylglucosamine-6-sulfatase activity
Source: RefSeq, a predicted model, not a curated record